Messenger RNA from Mesorhabditis belari, 321 nucleotides. NCBI's taxonomy places the organism in Eukaryota, Metazoa, Nematoda, Chromadorea, Rhabditida, Rhabditidae. The record is from the annotation of a GenBank genome assembly.
AUGGUGUCGACUUGUGCAAGUCAACAUUUAACAAAAGAUGACGCCGAAUUAUCGACCAUCAGAAUGAAAAUCGAUGGGCGAAAUGUUUCACUCCCGGAGAUCGUCGAGGCGCUUCGAUUGAAGAAAGUGCUUGAGAAUACGAUCAAAAGCCAGCCAGAAAAAGAAAAGCCGAUCCAGAGACGAAAACAAAAAUGGAGGCCAUCUUUUCGCCAAACUCGUUGGACGGUUCUCGUGAUGAUGUGGUCGGUGUCAAUCCUUUACUUCACAAUACUCUGGCACCGCGACUCUUUUUGUCAUCGACUCGUCACGAAAAAGGAGCUC